This is a messenger RNA of Galeopterus variegatus (Sunda flying lemur), 4297 nucleotides long. It is a transcript of the gene MYBPC1, whose product is annotated as myosin binding protein C, slow type. The transcript has 35 exons. Gene Ontology annotation, molecular function: protein binding. The record is from RefSeq and is a predicted model, not a curated record. Lineage: Eukaryota; Metazoa; Chordata; Mammalia; Dermoptera; Cynocephalidae. The coding region runs from base 70 to 4080 and encodes 1336 amino acids.
GAACCCACUAAGAAAGAGGAAAAUGAAGUGCCAGCCCCUACCUCACCCCCAGAAGAGCCAAACAAAGAGAUGGAGGCCAGAACUGGACCAGCAAAAGAUGAAGAGGAUCCCUCCCCGCCUAGUGCCCUGCCUCCAGGUUUGGGUAGUCGGGCCCUGGAAAGAAAAGAUUCAGAAUGGUCUCUUGGCGAAUCACCUGCUGGGGAGGAACAAGACAAGCAGAAUGCCAACUCUCAGCUGUCCACCCUGCUCAUUGAGAAACCUCAGUCAGGAACGGUGAAAGUUGGUGAAAAUAUCACCUUUAUAGCCAAAGUCAAGGCUGAAGAUCUUCUUAGAAAACCCACUAUCAAGUGGUUCAAAGGGAAAUGGAUGGAUCUGGCCAGCAAAGCUGGGAAGCACCUCCAACUGAAGGAGACCUUUGAAAGGCAAACUCGGGUGUACACAUUUGAGAUGCAGAUCAUCAAGGCCAAAGAGAACUUUGGUGGAAACUACAGAUGCGAGGUCACCUAUAAGGAUAAGUUUGACAGCUGUUCAUUUGAUCUUGAAGUGCAUGAAUCCACUGGAACUACUCCAAACAUUGACAUCAGAUCUGCUUUCAAGAGAAGUGGAGAAGGUCAAGAGGAUGCAGGAGAACUUGACUUUAGUGGUCUCCUGAAACGUAGGGAGGUGAAGCCGCAGGAGGAGGAACCCGAGGUGGAUGUGUGGGAGCUGCUGAAGAACGCCAACCCCAACGAGUACGAGAAGAUCGCCUUCCAGUACGGCAUCACCGACCUGCGCGGCAUGCUCCGGAGGCUCAAGCGCAUGCGCAGGGUGGAGAAGAAGAGCGCAGCUUUUUCAAAAAUUCUUGAUCCUGCAUACCAGGUUGACAAGGGAGGCAGAGUAAGGUUUGUUGUGGAACUGGCAGAUCCAAAGUUGGAGGUGAAAUGGUAUAAAAAUGGUCAAGAAAUUCGACCCAGUACAAAAUACAUCUUUGAACACAAAGGUUGCCAAAGAAUCAUGUUUAUCAAUAACUGUGCACUGACAGAUGAUUCAGAGUAUUAUGUGACAGCUGGUGAUGAGAAGUGUUCCACUGAGCUCUUCGUAAGAGAGCCUCCAAUUAUGGUGACCAAACAGCUGGAAGAUAUAAACGCUUACUGUGGGGAGAGAGUGGAAUUAGAAUGUGAGGUGUCUGAAGACGAUGCUAAUGUAAAAUGGUUUAAGAAUGGUGAAGAGAUCAUCCCCACUUCAAAAUCAAGAUACCGAGUUAAAGUCGAGGGCAAAAAACACAUCUUGAUCAUAGAAGGAGCUACAAAAGCCGACUCAGCAGAAUAUUCAGUAAUGACAACAGGAGGACAAUCGUCUGCUAAACUCAGUGUUGACUUGAAACCUCUGAAGAUUUUGACACCUCUGACUGAUCAGACUGUACAUCUUGGAAAAGAAAUUUGCUUGAAAUGUGAAAUCUCUGAAAACAUACCAGGAAAAUGGACUAAAAAUGGCCUACCUGUUCAGGAGAGUGACCGUCUAAAGGUGGUUCACAAAGGAAGAAUCCACAAAUUAGUGAUAGCCAAUGCUCUCAUUGAAGAUGAGGGUGAUUACGUAUUCGCACCAGAUGCCUACUCUGUUACUUUGCCUGCCAAAGUUCAUGUUAUUGAUCCUCCUAAGAUCAACCUGGACGGUCUUGAUGCUGACAAUACAGUAACAGUGAUUGCAGGAAACAAGCUUCGUCUUGAGAUCCCUGUGUCUGGAGAACCACCUCCUAAAGCCCUUUGGAGCCGAGCAGAUAAGGCUAUUAUGGAGGGCAGCGGCCGGAUAAGAGCAGAAUCCUACCCUGAUAGCAGCACUCUGGUCAUUGAUAUUGCUGAAAGAGACGACUCUGGAGUUUACCACAUACAUCUGAAAAAUGAAGCUGGAGAAGCUCAUGCAAGCAUCAAGAUUAAAGUUGUGGACAUCCCCGACCCUCCAGUGGCACCGAACGUGACGGAUGUGGGAGAUGAUUGGUGUAUCAUGAAUUGGGAGCCUCCUGUCUAUGAUGGAGGGUCUCCAAUCUUAGGAUACUUUAUUGAGAGGAAAAAGAAACAAAGCUCCAGGUGGAUGAGACUGAAUUUUGAUCUCUGCAAAGAAACAACUUUUGAGCCCAAGAAGAUGAUUGAAGGCGUGGCCUAUGAGGUCCGCAUCUUUGCAGUCAAUGCCGUGGGCAUCUCCAAGCCCAGCAUGCCCUCCAAGCCUUUUGUUCCUUUGGUGAAGGAAAGAAGCUCCAGAGCACAUUUGGGGGAUCAGAAUGUGAAUGCAAAUGCGCCUCCGAAGGAGGAAAACCACCAUGGAGAAGAAACUUCCUAUGGAGAGAAAACUGCUGAAAAAGAAAUCCCAGGCCCCCGGAUUGGAUCAUCGCUGGCUGGGGGGGCAGAAGAGGAGAGGGGUGUAAAGCCUCCUGGUACAUCAGCAAAACAGUCUGGUGAAAAUGGGGAGGAUGCGUGUGAUCUAUGUGAUCUGCCAGCUGAGAACUGGAUAGUUGCAAACACGGAGCUGAUCGACAAGACCAAGUUCACCAUCACAGGUCUGCCGACGGAUGCAAAGAUCUUCGUGCGAGUGAAGGCUGUGAAUAAGGCGGGUGCCAGCGAGCCCAAGUACUACUCUCAGCCCAUCCUCGUGAAGGAGAUCAUAGUGAAGGAAAGAAGCUCCAGAGCACAUUUGGGGGAUCAGAAUGUGAAUGCAAAUGCGCCUCCGAAGGAGGAAAACCACCAUGGAGAAGAAACUUCCUAUGGAGAGAAAACUGCUGAAAAAGAAAUCCCAGGCCCCCGGAUUGGAUCAUCGCUGGCUGGGGGGGCAGAAGAGGAGAGGGGUGUAAAGCCUCCUGGUACAUCAGCAAAACAGUCUGGUGAAAAUGGGGAGGAUGCGUGUGAUCUAUGUGAUCUGCCAGCUGAGAACUGGAUAGUUGCAAACACGGAGCUGAUCGACAAGACCAAGUUCACCAUCACAGGUCUGCCGACGGAUGCAAAGAUCUUCGUGCGAGUGAAGGCUGUGAAUAAGGCGGGUGCCAGCGAGCCCAAGUACUACUCUCAGCCCAUCCUCGUGAAGGAGAUCAUAGAGCCUCCGAAGAUUCGCAUCCCGAGACACCUGAAGCAAACCUAUAUCCGCAGAGUUGGAGAAGCUGUCAAUCUGGUCAUACCUUUCCAGGGAAAACCAAGACCAGAAUUAACUUGGAAGAAGGAUGGUGCAGAAAUUGACAAGAAUCAAAUAAACAUUCGCAACUCUGAGACUGAUACAAUCAUAUUUAUCAGAAAAGCAGAGAGGAGCCACUCUGGGAAAUAUGAUCUGAAAGUCAAAGUGGACAAAUACGUGGAAAGUGCAUCGAUUGACAUCCAGAUUGUUGAUCGUCCAGGUCCACCCCAAAUUGUGAAGAUUGAGGAUGUCUGGGGAGAGAAUGUUGCUCUAACAUGGACACCACCAAAGGAUGAUGGAAAUGCUGCCAUCACGGGGUACACGAUCCAGAAAGCUGACAAGAAGAGCAUGGAAUGGUUCACUGUCAUUGAGCAUUAUCACCGAACCAAUGCCACCAUUACCGAACUGGUCAUAGGGAAUGAAUAUUAUUUCCGGGUCUUCUCUGAAAACAUGUGCGGCCUCAGUGAGAAUGCCACAAUGACUAAAGAGAGCGCCGUGAUCGCCAAGGACGGUAAGGUCUACAAAAAUCCAGUGUAUGAAGACUUUGAUUUCACAGAGGCACCCAUGUUUACUCAGCCUUUGGUUAACACCUAUGCUAUCGCUGGUUACAAUGCCACCCUGAACUGCAGUGUGAGAGGAAAUCCUAAGCCCAAAAUAACCUGGAUGAAAAACAAAGUUGCUAUUGUGGAUGAUCCCAGAUACAGGAUGUUCAGCAACCAGGGGGUGUGUACCCUGGAGAUUCGUAAGCCUAGCCCCUAUGACGGAGGCACUUACAGCUGCCAAGCAGUCAAUAACCUUGGGACAGUGGAGAUUGAAUGCAAACUGGAGGUGAAAGUGAUAUAUCAAGGACUAAAUACCCCUGGACAACCAAUCUUCCUGGAGGGGCAGCAACAGGUGGGCUCUCAUUCUGCAGGCUCCUCUUGCAAGGUGUGCCUCCAAACAUAAUUGAUUCAUAUUUGCGAGACUUACAAUCAAGCAAUCCUGAGGAAUAUUGAGGGCCUGGGUACUGCCUCUGUACACUCUGCUGCUUUGAAAUCUGGUUGAAAUGAGAAGGCAUUCUCUGUUUUUCCACCAGGCCCCAAGUGUGGUCAUUUUCUUUAAUGUUGAAGAGAAAAAAAAAACAUGUUUGCACAGAUUGCUUAAUUAAAAAUUGCAAACAAAA